Hydractinia symbiolongicarpus is the source of this 644-nucleotide messenger RNA. RefSeq lists its product as uncharacterized. The record is from RefSeq and is a predicted model, not a curated record. The transcript has 3 exons. Bases 122 to 580 code for a protein of 152 amino acids. Lineage: Eukaryota; Metazoa; Cnidaria; Hydrozoa; Anthoathecata; Hydractiniidae.
UUGAUAUAGUAUAUAAAAAGAUCAAAAACAAGCAAUGUCCAAAGUAUAUGGUGACGUUCUGUAUACGCGAAUAUUAUUUUUUUCUGCUACAAUUUUCUUUUCAUUUAUUUAAUAGGAAAGAAUGAAACGUUUCUUUUUCUUCGCAAUCUUCAUUUUAUCACUUUCACUUUGCUGUGCAGAGCAGGAAGACGUUAAAGAAGUGUAUGAAGCUGAUUGUAAAGAGAAAAUUCACAUAACUCUUCAAGUUCAGUUCGAAGCCGUCAACAAAACAAAUCCACAACCGCUCUCCAUCACUGUUGAUAAAGGAACAUACGCCGUGGAUGCUUUUCUUGCUGUGAAGGACAAACCAUGCUAUAACCUGCACUACACGUUAUUUAAAUAUGGCGCAUUUAUCGAUGCAAUGUGCAAUGUUCGAAACAAUUCGAAGAAAUCGUUCUACUGGAUGUUUUAUAUCAACAAUAAAUUGGCACGAGUCGGCGUUUCGUGUUACGAGGUCAAAAAGUACGACGUGUUGACAAUGCGAUAUGUCGAUACUUUAACUUUAAAGAAAACACACAAAGGAUGUGGACAGUUACGAUAAUUUGUAACGACAUUUGCGCUUGUUCGUUUGUAAGCCGAGUAUGUAAACAAACCGCCGCCAUUAU